Molecule: messenger RNA, 2247 nt
Organism: Mesorhabditis spiculigera
Lineage: Eukaryota; Metazoa; Nematoda; Chromadorea; Rhabditida; Rhabditidae
Source: the annotation of a GenBank genome assembly
AUGGGCAUCGGCGGUCUGCUACCCUUCGUGAAGCCGGCAUGCAAAGAGGGUCACAUCAGCGAGAUUGCCGGCAAAUCGGUGGCCAUCGACGCUAGUUGCCUACUCCACCGCGGGCUUUUCGGCUGCAUGGACAAGGUGGCGACCGGCGUUGACACCAAUUUCUUCAUCUACUACGUGCGCGGCUUUAUCGAGGAGCUGCUGAAGCAGAAAUGCCACGUGGUGAUGGUGUUCGACGGGCGACGGCUGCCGGCGAAGCGGGAGGUCAACGAUCAACGCCGCGAGCAACGGGAACGAUAUUUGGCUCAAGGCCACGCGCUGAUGAAGGAGGGCAAGCAGGACGAGGCCAGCGAAAACUUCAAACGCGCCACGCAUAUCACGAAGGAGAUGGUGGACGAUUGUAUUCGGUCGUUCCGCAAAAUGCGCAACGUGGACGUGGUCGUGUCGCCGUACGAGUCGGACGCCCAGCUCGCGUUCCUUUCGCUGGAGGGAAUUGUGGAUUACGUCAUCACACAAGACUCGGAUCUGAUCGUCUUUGGGUGUCAUAAGAUAAUCUUCAAGUGGACGCACGCGGCGGCGGGGAGUUGCGUCUUCUACGAUCGCUCGAAACUCGAAAAUUGCUUCCAAACCAACUUCAAAUUCACCUUCGAGAAGUUUCGCCGCCUUUGUAUACUCUCUGGAUGUGAUUAUUUGCAGGCUGGCCUCCCAGGCGUCGGGCUGUCAAAGGCGCAAGUGUGCUUGGCGAAGACGGGCAACGCCGAAUUGCGACAGAUGCUGCGCCGCGUCCCGUUCACCCUGCGAAUGCCGAAGCUGCGCGUCACCAACGAGUUCAUCGAGGACUUUAUACAAGCCGAGAACACGUUCUUGCAUCAGGUUGUGUUCGACCCGCGGGCCCGAAAGCAGCGCCCCCUGACGCCGUAUCCGGAAUCUGAGAAGGAGAACAUCGACCCGCUCACCGGGAGAUUGCCGUCGUUCGAAUACGCCGGAGUGAUUCUGCCCCCAGAAUUCGCCACCCAGCUGGCGCUCGGCAAUUCGCAACGGGACGACGGGAGCUUUGAGGAAAACUUUGAGUUGACGGCAAAGAUCCCCGCCUGGUCGAUUUGGUCGCCCGACUACGAAGCGCAAGCCCAGCUGUUUGACGACGGCAUUUCGUUGGAGAAGUCCGUUCACGAGCCCUCGACGCCAGGCUCCUCCAAACACGCGCUCAACGUUUCCGUCACCUCCACCGAAAGCUGCUCGACGUCGGUGAUUCGCGUCGCCACGAAGCGCGUGUCUCAGCGCGUCAAAAACGAGCCGCCCGGCGAUUGGUGCGUGCAGGACAUGCUGAGGAUGUACUCGCAGCCGGCCAGGAUCAAUUCGGGCUCCCCGUCAUCAUCUCAAUCACCCGGCGCCGCCUUCUUCUCCCAGCCCACGGCGUCUCCGAACAUUUUGGCAAGCCGCAAGCGCGCUGCCCAGUUUUACGGAACGGGCGAUGUCGGCGAGCCUUCGGUCGAGACGCUCGGCGAUUCUUCGGAUGAUGACGUCAUUGUCGAAACAACGACGGUGGUCAGCAGCUCUUCGAUGAUUGCCAGAGAAAAGAUCACCAGCAACCCAUUCAAGAGGGUCAAGCAUCGCCACGCUCCACUUUCGCCGUCUUCAGCAAUGUCGCGACCAAUCAAGCACACCUACCGGCACUUUUACGAGGAGAAGGACGGCAUCGUCAAUCAAGGUACCACCUCGGCCACCACCCCCACGCACGAAGUGAACGUCCCCAAGUCGUCGACGUCGACCAUCCCCUCGCAGCAGACCUCAUCGUCAGCCAUGAACCGCCGCUUCCCGCACUUUUCGCCGCUCACCCAGAUGGGAAGGUCCAACUUCUUCGACGAGGACUUUGAUCGCAUGGUCAGCACGCGACCCUACUGGGCCGACACCUCCAUGUUCAGCGGCCAUCGACUCGGCGAGGGUCUCAACGAUGUGAUCGACAACGAGGUCGAGUUCAAGUUCACCAUUGACGUCUCGCAAUUCGAGCCUGAGGAGCUGAAGGUCAACAUCAUCGACAACGAUUUGGUGAUCGAGGCAAGGCACGAGGAGAAGACGGACAAAUUUGGCCAGGUCAUGCGCUCGUUCACGCGCAAAUUCCGGCUGCCCCCGACCGUCAAGCCGGAGGAGGUGAAGAGCGACCUGUCGCGCGAUGGCCACCUCACCGUCCGCUACGAGAAGGAGCGUCUGACCGGCAACGUCAAGAAGAUCCCCAUCCAGAUCCAGAAGCCU